Messenger RNA from Symbiodinium natans, 315 nucleotides. Lineage: Eukaryota; Dinophyceae; Suessiales; Symbiodiniaceae. The record is from the annotation of a GenBank genome assembly.
AUGAAUGCUGGGACGAUGCGAUGGACACUGGUACUUGUUUUUGACCACGACCAAGUGCUCCUCGAAGACACACUGGCAGUUGCUGGCUCCAUUCCCAAAAUUGGUGAACGGCCUUUGAGAAUCCCACGAUCCCCCGCGUUGACAGCUGUGUACACAGCAUACCUCUGCCGACGUGAGAGGAGGGGCUCCGCAUACUUCUCCACGUCUCAGUACACAGUCUUGCUCAUCUUGCUCAUAUCGAGCUCUGCUGAGACAUCGGGAUCCCGUGAAACCCAACCCUUCGGCGUCGAAGUACCUCUACGCUAUUUUUGUUAA